CAGUCUCUCUGGACUCCUCUUAAUGAGAGACAGAGAAAAUCAGGCACUUUAUAAAAAAAACAUUUAAAAAACACAUGAACAUUUUAAAGGCUGAUUUUAAAUUAGCCUUUAAAAUUUGCACAGAUUUCAAUAAAAAGAAACAAAUCUGUAAAGUAAGGAAAGAAAUACGUGGAGGGAAGCAGAAGUCUCAUCUUUGGUUCCAUCCUGCUGAGAGUUUUUUCCUCGCCUGCUGAGGAGAGGAGAUGGAGAACAACAUGACUGACUGUGAAGAGGGAGAAGGGGGACCCACAAGCCAGGGUGAUGGACACCCCAAAGAGAGUAGUCCUUUCAUCAACAGCAGCGCAGCCUCUGAUAUGGAAAAGAGCCAGCAAUAUGACGGCAAGAGCAUGGCCCUCUUUGAGGAGGAGAUUGAUACCAGUCCAAUGGUCUCCUCUCUGCUCAGCUCUCUGGCCAACUACUCCAACCUGCCAACUGGCAGCAAGGAGCACGAAGAGGCUGAGAAUAACGAGGAGGGGGCUCGGCCGUCUAAAAAACCUGUAAAGGCCCCCCAGCUCGGCACUCUGAUGGGAGUCUACUUGCCGUGCAUCCAGAAUAUUUUUGGAGUGAUCCUCUUCUUGCGGAUGACAUGGAUGGUUGGGAUUGGCGGAGUCUUCGGCUCAUUCAUAAUUGUCUUCAUGUGUUGCUCUACGACCAUGCUCACAGCCAUCUCUAUGAGUGCCAUAGCAACAAAUGGAGUCGUACCAGCUGGUGGGUCAUAUUACAUGAUCUCUCGCUCCCUGGGGCCAGAGUUCGGUGGUGCUGUGGGGAUUUGUUUCUACCUGGGAACCACCUUUGCUGGGGCCAUGUAUAUACUGGGUUGUAUUGAAAUUCUGCUGAUUUAUAUUGUUCCACAGGCAGCCAUCUUUAAGAUUGAGGGCCUGGAGGGUCCUGAGGCAGAGAUUGCUCUCCUCAAUAACAUGCGGGUAUAUGGCACCAUCGUGCUCAGUUUCAUGGCCAUAGUUGUGUUUGUUGGGGUCAAAUAUGUCAAUAAGUUGGCGUUAGCCUUCCUGGCCUGUGUUAUCCUAUCUAUUCUGGCCGUUUAUGCUGGAAUCAUCAAGACUGCCCUUGAGCCUCCUGUCUUUCCUGUUUGUCUCCUUGGAAAUCGAACACUUCUCUCUAAAUCAUAUGACGUUUGUGCAAAGGUCAUUGAAAUAGACAAUGAGACGAUCACCACAAAGUUGUGGAGGUCAUUCUGUGAUUCUGAUUCCCUCAAUGCUACAUGUGAUGAAUAUUUCAUCAACAACAAUGUUACAGAGAUGCAGGGCAUUCCUGGGGUCACUAGUGGGAUCCUUGCAGAGAACCUAUUUGGAAACUAUCUGGAGAAGGGUAUGAUCUUGGAGAAGCGUGGAAUCUCAUCCAAUGUGGAUCCUGAAAUUCCGACCACCAACGCCAAUCGCUACGUCCUAGCUGACAUCACCAGCUUCUUCACCCUACUGGUGGGGAUUUAUUUCCCUUCUGUUACAGGGAUCAUGGCAGGCUCAAAUCGCUCUGGUGAUCUGCGCGAUGCCCAGAAGUCCAUCCCGAUUGGUACCAUUGCAGCCAUCACUACCACCUCCACUGUGUAUAUGUCUUGUGUAAUCCUGUUUGGUGCUUGCAUUGAAGGAGUCGUACUGAGAGACAAGUUUGGGGAAGGGGUUAACGGUAACCUGGUGAUUGGCACCCUGGCAUGGCCUUCUCCCUGGGUCAUCGUGUUUGGCUCUUUCUUCUCCACCUGUGGUGCAGGACUUCAGAGUCUGACUGGAGCUCCACGUCUACUGCAAGCCAUCUCAAGAGACGGCAUCAUCCCAUUUCUCAGAGUUUUUGGACAUGGUAAAGCUAACGGGGAGCCAACCUGGGCACUGUUACUAACAGCUAGCAUCUGUGAGAUCGGCAUUAUCAUUGCCUCCCUGGAUUCAGUUGCUCCCAUCCUGUCUAUGUUUUUCUUGAUGUGCUAUAUGUUUGUCAAUCUUGCCUGUGCCCUGCAGACCCUGCUGAGGACACCAAACUGGAGGCCACGAUUUAAAUUCUACCACUGGGCUUUGUCUUUCCUGGGUAUGAGUCUGUGUCUGUCGCUCAUGUUCAUCUGCUCCUGGUAUUAUGCCAUAGUCGCCAUGGGUAUUGCCACCUGCAUCUACAAAUAUAUUGAGUUCUGUGGAGCUGAGAAGGAGUGGGGAGAUGGCAUUCGAGGAAUUUCGCUCAGUGCUGCACGAUUUGCUCUGAUGAGGCUGGAGGAGGGGCCGCCACACACCAAAAACUGGAGGCCUCAGAUCCUGGUGCUGGUGAGCAUGGAUGCUGAGCAGAAUGUGGAGCAGCCCCGCCUGCUCUCUCUGACCAAUCAGCUUAAAGCAGGCAAAGGCCUGACCAUUGUAGGUACUGCUGUUCAAGGAACUUUCCUUGACAGCUAUAGUGAAGCCCAGAGGGCAGAUCAGUCUUUGCGUAAGCUGAUGGAGACAGAGAGGGUGAAAGGUUUCUCUCAGGUGGUCUUCUCCUCCAACAUGAGAGAUGGGACAUCACACCUGAUCCAGGUUGGAGGACUUGGGGGUUUGAAGCACAAUACUGUGAUGGUGAGCUGGCCUCAGAACUGGAAGCAGCCCGAGUGCUACCAGCAGUUCAGGAACUUCAUUGAGACCGUUAGAGAGACAACCAUAGCUAGUUUGGCCUUGCUGGUUCCUAAGAAUAUCUCCAGUUAUCCGUCCAAUGGAGAGCGCUUCACUGAAGGCCACAUAGAUGUGUGGUGGAUCGUCCAUGACGGAGGCAUGCUGAUGCUUCUGCCCUUCCUGCUCCGCCAACAUAAGGUGUGGAGGAAGUGCAAAAUGCGCAUUUUCACUGUGGCACAAAUGGAUGACAACAGCAUCCAGAUGAAGAAAGACCUCAUCACUUUCCUCUAUCACCUGCGCAUUGAUGCUGCUGUGGAAGUAGUGGAGAUGCUUGACAGUGACAUCUCAGCUUACACCUACGAGAAGACACUAGUAAUGGAGCAAAGAUCUCAGAUCCUCAAACAGAUGCAUCUGACAAAGAAUGAGAUGGAGAGAGAGAUUCAGAGUAUUACUGAUUUCUCCCGUGGAUCCAUCCGUCGUAAAAACCCGCCAACCUUGCAGCCCCAACACAGCACAGAGGAGGGAACCAGCCUUGCAGAAAAACCAGAAGAUAAGUCUGAGGCUGUCUCCAACCCAAAACAGGUCCGCCUCAUCCAAAGUAAGAAUGCAGCCACCAGCCCAACAAGUCCCACUUCACCUGCUGCCACGCUUGCAGGAGGCACUGUCACCUGGAGAGGCAGCAAGGGCCCAGAUAAAGGGAUGACGGACUCAGCAGCGACACCAGGGGCAGGCAAAGACCCCCUUAAUAUGAAACCGGAAUGGGAGAGCUUGAACCAGACAGAUGUGAGGCGCAUGCACACAGCAAUGAGACUCAAUGAGGUCAUCACAAAGAAGUCCAAGGAGGCAAAAUUAGUCCUGCUCAACAUGCCAGGACCACCAAAGAACCGAACCAAUCAGACAAAUCCAAUGCACAAUGACAUGUACAAGGAUUACCCAUUCUUCACAGAUAUACAGGUCAUGAUUUUUCUCGGCUUUGGAUGUUUGCUGGCAUUUUUCCGACUCUACGGCUUCGGUGGGAUGGUUUUUAAUUUUCUGACUGCUACCUUUGCCAUCCAGUGGGCCAUCCUGGUGCAGGGCUACUUCCAGUUCUAUCAUAAUGGGAAGAUCCACUUUGGAGUUAUGAACCUCAUAAAUGCAGAAUUUGCUUGUGCGGUGGUCCUCAUCUCUUUCGGAGCGGUGCUGGGGAAGACCAGCCCGCUGCAGCUUCUGGUCAUGACUCUGUUGGAGGUGCCUGUGUUUGCGGUCACAGAGUGGAUCGUUCUGAAGUAUCUAAAGAUUAAUGAUGCAGGAGGGUCUAUUCUCAUCCAUCUCUUUGCCUGUUAUUUUGGACUGGGUGUGACGUUUGUGCUAUACAGGUCAGGUUUAACGGAGGGUCAUGUUAAGGAGAACAGCAGCUACCACUCGGACAUCCUGUCUGUGAUGGGCACCUUGUUCCUCUGGGUGUUCUGGCCCUCAUUCAACUCAGCACUGACCCUUAAAGGGGAUGACCAGCACAGAGCCAUCCUGCACACCUUUAUUGGCCUCAGCGCCUCCACACUGACUGCAUUUGCUCUGUCUGCAAUGCUGAACAAAAAAGGAAAGCUCACAAUGGCAGAUAUUCAGAAUGUGACCCUGGCUGGGGGAGUAACAGUUGGGGCAUCUGUGGAUAUGAUGAUAUCACCUGCAGCUGCGUAUGUGCUGGGUAUGAUGGGCUGCACUGCCUGCAUGCUGGGCUACAAGUACCUGAGCCCAUUCUUAGCACAACGCUGCAGGAUCCAGGAUCAGUGUGGGAUACACAAUCUGCACGGACUAACAGGACUUAUAUCAUGCGCAGCAGGGAUAUGUGCUAUUCUGAUGGCUGAUGAGGAAGUUUACGGCCCAAGUCUGUAUGAGAUCUUUACUCACAGAGCACCAGUGGAGGGGGACCCGAAACUGCAAGAACUGCAGAUGCUGAUUCCAGGUUUAAAACCGGGAUUGGGAAGGACUGCAAGGGAGCAGGCUCUCUUCCAGGUUGCAGCUCUAUUCUCCACGAUAGGACUGUCGGCACUGGGGGGCAUUCUGACAGGUUAUGUGUUGAAGCUGCCUUACCUUGCAGCUCCUUCGGAUGAUCUCUGCUUUGAUGAUGUGGUGUUUUUUGAAGUUCCCCCAGAUUAUGAUGCACCACUUAAACUCAGCUACAAAAUGACUGCAGAGGAGUCUCCAGAUGUGCAGCACCAAAGAGUUGUCAUCCAAUUAAUGGACAAUAACAUGGAAUAUAAAUGUGCCUGACUUGGUCUUUUGAACUGACUGGAGGUGUGUGUAUCUCACUAUUAAAUACAUGUUUAUAUUCAUUACACUCUAGAAUUCUUGUAGGCAUUUAUAUUUUUGCAAUACCUUUCAGUAACUUUGUUGAUAUAAUUCAUGCUCCACAAAAACAGAGCUGUCAGCUGCUACCUGCAAAAAGUAAUUGUAUUAUCAAACACUAAAAUUAAUAAAGUACUGAAUACUACA
Molecule: messenger RNA, 5084 nt
Organism: Xiphophorus couchianus (Monterrey platyfish)
Lineage: Eukaryota; Metazoa; Chordata; Actinopteri; Cyprinodontiformes; Poeciliidae
Gene: slc12a5b
Product: solute carrier family 12 member 5b
Exons: 26
Coding region: 243-4862 (1539 amino acids)
Biological process (GO): potassium ion import across plasma membrane; chloride ion homeostasis; chemical synaptic transmission
Cellular component (GO): plasma membrane
Molecular function (GO): ammonium channel activity; potassium:chloride symporter activity
Source: RefSeq, a predicted model, not a curated record